Chara braunii is the source of this 2863-nucleotide messenger RNA. Lineage: Eukaryota; Viridiplantae; Streptophyta; Charophyceae; Charales; Characeae. The record is from the annotation of a GenBank genome assembly.
CGGUACCACUGUUUUCUUUUUCCUCCGUGGCGCGGCGGACUACUUCCUGCACACUUGCACUCCGAGAAGGCCCUGGUCGGUCAGACCAUGGGACUCAAGGGGAUAUAGGGGAGAACAGUGAAGGGAAGGGGAUUGCAUGCCAGGUGUGUCCGUCGUCAAGCAGUUGCAGAGUGGGAGACGAGCUCGAGGCGGGGACGCGUCGGCGCUCAAGCGGUUACUUGCAAGGACGAGUGACACAGUUAGCAGGGCGUUACACUACCUAGGGGAAGAGGUAGCUGCCUUCCGAGCGGAGGACUCGAGCGACCCGUUGACCCUAUUUCAUGGACGCCCUCCUCUUGAUAUCAGGGGCGAGCUCGUGGUAGCACGGGACGGGUUUUUCCCGUACAGCGUUAGGAGCAUGCGGGCGAUAGUUCCGACGUUCGUAGUAGAGAGUGUCUUUGGAGGUAUUGGUGGAGUGGUCGAGACAUACCUGGCCUAUCAGGAUCUMAAGAUCCUGGCGAGAAGGUCUGCCGACCUAUACUACAUCUAUUAUUCGCUUGCGACCGGUGGGCCUCGUUGGGGAGACGAGAGGGUUCAGCUUAUAGAGCUGAUCCGCUCGAUAGACGACGAGUGGCCCCAGUCUCCGUGCGUUUGGGAUUGGCUAGACCGUGAGCUCCGAGCAGGCCCCGAGUACGUGACCUGCAUCGGGCGGCUCUUCUUAGACGACUGGGAGAGCUGGUGGGGUGUGGACGCCGAGCGACCUCUGAUAUACGGCCAUCAGUUGGCGCAAUACUACCAGGGUAUAGGACAGGCGCCAUACCGCGUCGAGGACGAGUUUGACGAUGAGGGUUGGGAGCGAGAGGACGACGAGGACGCCUGGGAGCCAGACUGGGUCGACCCAGAGAGAGAGGUUGACGAGGAGGAGAUUGACGUUACAGACGCCCAUUUUCCCAGGAUAGGAGUAGCAGUCCGGGCAUAUGAGAGAUCGGACCGAGAUGGAUAUAGGGACGACAGAUACGAGAGAUCGGACCGAGACGGAUAUUGGGACGACAGAUACGAGAGGUCGGGUCGAGAUGGCUACAGAGGUGGUAGGUAUGAGAGAAGAGAUCGGGACUGGGAACGACGAGAUGGGUCGCGCGGACGAUUUGAGCGCGGGGGAGAUGCGAGAGAGCAGCGCGACGAGUCGCGGGGGUGGUACAACCGAGGGGACCGACGUGAUGAGUCACGAGCGCGAUAUGACUCGGGGGACCGCCGAAAUGACUCGCGAGGGCGGUAUGAGCAAGGAGGGUCUGGAGGAGACCGCCGCAACGAUUCGCGCGGUCGGAAUGAGAGAGGGGGAUAUGGCGUCUCAUCAGAACCAUAUCCCAAGUCGCCUGACCCCAAGGCAGCCAGGAGUUCGAUCUCUAGAAGCGCAGACGACAGGCCAUCUACUCCCAGAAACUCAUGCUUCUACUGUAGAGGAGAAGAUCAUAUCAAGAGGAAUUGCCCGGACCUCAAACGGGCAAUAGAUGAGGGACUUGUCGUGCUUGACGACCGCAAGUACGUCAAGUGGGCAGAUGGUUUGGGAGAUAUAUCGAUGUUCCCUUCGAUGAAGGAGAAUGUUGAAGCAAGAAGAGUAAAGCCGAGUAAAGAAAAAGAGUCAGUCAGAAGCCAGAGCAUCAAGAUAACCUUUGAGAAGGAUAUGGCGACCACACCCAUAAGGGUGGCAGCCACCAAGUCGGCGAGAGGGUCUACAUCGAAGAAGACUAACACGGAUUAUGUGAUGACGGAGAAGGACGGGCAGCGGGUCGAUGGAGAGGAGGUUAUCCUUUCGCCGCGAAAAAGGGGAGUGAAGAAGUUCUUAAUGAAGAGUUCGCUGGACGAGAUUGACACGGUCGAACCACUGAGGCGGGCCCUUCGGCAACCMAUGCAGUGCUCUAUUYUGGAGUACCUGGCGGCAUCGAAGCCGGCUCGYGAUGARUUACAGAUGAUCACGCRGAAGACUCGCAUACCUCUAUCGGAGGAGGGUCAGGGGGCCCCUAAGGCGGAAGCUUCUACAGUAGCAGUAACGGGGGUGACUGCCAGAGCGGAUCGCAUGGCGACAGUCCUUCUCGAUGGAAUGGAAGGUGUGUUUCAAGACAAGUUUUAUAUACUUGGUAGCGGGGCCGUGGAGACGAUUAUAAACGAUGGAGCGGUACUCGAUGCUGUGAUCGAUAACGGCAGUGAGGCUGUCAUCAUAGACGAGGACCUGGCAGUACAGGUUGGACUAGGCCUCGAUAGUUCAUACCUAUUCGAGAUAGAAACUGCUCAUGGGAGAAAGCAACAGAUCACUGUGGUUUGUCACAAGGCAGCCAUAGAGGUCCAAGGGGUACGAGUGACCCUGCCUAUCUUUGCAGUCAAGAACUGCAGCUCCGACUUGCUCUUGGGUCGAACGUGGCUGAGCCACGUGCAUGCGGUGACGAUAGAGCGACCUGAUGGGAGCCAAACAUUGUCCAUUAGGAAGCCAGACGGGACUCGGGUAAUGAUUGAGACAGUGGAGCCUCGGGACCCGAGGAACAGAGCAGCUCUCGCUGUGGGUGCGAGACCCAGUGAUCAGAUUAGGUCGUUACCUAUCUCCGGCCGCGGGGUGCGAUUUCGCGAGAAGAAAUAUGGACCACUGCUCACAGAUGAAGAAGGUCGGAUCGUGGAGGUGGAAGAUUUAGGGAGUCGGCUAAUAGUGGAUGGCAACUCGUACCUAAAGGAAAGAGAUGAAGAAUUUGGCGGUGUGGUAUCCGUGUCUUUUUUAAGGGCACGGCCCCCUAUGGGGGACUACCCAAGCGACACAAGCGAGUAGCUCAAAAAGUUAAGCCAGCGGCGGUGGGCCRCGAGCGAUCUGCACUGGAAGGGAUAUCGGAAGAAGAGAUCG